Molecule: messenger RNA, 1207 nt
Organism: Gorilla gorilla gorilla (western lowland gorilla)
Lineage: Eukaryota; Metazoa; Chordata; Mammalia; Primates; Hominidae
Product: ETS-related transcription factor Elf-2-like
Exons: 1
Coding region: 88-678 (196 amino acids)
Source: RefSeq, a predicted model, not a curated record
UCAUCCAGGUCUCCUACUACCACUGCAUCUGUGUCAGCAACAGCAGCUCCAAGGACAGUUUGUGUGGCAAUACCGGUACCUGUUGUAAUGACAUCAUUGGGUCAGAAAAUUUCAACUGUGGCAGUUCAGUCAGUUAAUGCAGGUGCACCAUUAAUAACUAGCACUAGUCCAACAACAGCGACCUCUCCAAAGGUAGUCAUUCAGACAAUCCCUACUGUGAUGCCAGCUUCUACUGAAAAUGGAGACAAAAUCACCAUGCAGCCUGCCAAAAUUGUUACCAUCCCAGCUACACAGCUUGCACAGUGUCAACUGCAGACAAAGUCAAAUCUGACUGGAUCAGGAAGCAUUAACAUUGUUGGAACCCCACUGGCUGUGGGAGCACUUACCCCUGUUUCAAUAGCCCAUGGUACAUCUGUGAUGAGACUAUCAAUGCCUACUCAGCAGGCAUCUGGCCAGACUCCUCCUCAAGUUAUCAGUGCAGUCAUAAAGGUGCCAGAGGUUAAAUUGGAAGCAGUGGCAAAAAAGCAAGAACAUGAUGUGAAAACUUUGCAGCUAGUAGAAGAAAAACCGGCAGAUGGAAAUAAGACAGUGACCCACGUAGUGGUUGUCAGUGCGCCUUCAGCUAUUACCCUUCCUGUAACUAUGAAAACAGAAGGACUAGUGACAUGUGAGAAAUAAAAUAGCAGCUCCACCAUGGACUUCAGGCUGUUAAUGGCAGUACUGACAUAAACAUUUGCAAGGGAAGUCAUCAAGAAAAGUCAAAGAAGACUUUAAAACAUUUUUAAUGCAUAUACAAAAACAAUCAAACUUACUGGAAAUAAAUUACCUAUCUCAUGUUUCAGUGGGAAAUGAACUACAUAUUGAGAUGCUGACAGAAAACUGCCUCUUACAGUAGGAAACAACUGAACCCAUCAAUAAGAAAAAGGAUUGAAAGGGACCAAGCAGCUCACUACGAUAUCAAGUUACACUAAGGCUUGGAACACUAACAUUCUGUAAGAGGUUAUGUAGUUUUCAGUGGGAGGGGUUGGGAUGGGUAAUCUCAUUGUUACAUAUAGCAAUUUUUGAUGCAUUUUAUAUGCAUACCAGCAAUUAUUACUGUGUUCGCACAGUUCUCACUUAACUGGUGCUAUGUGAAAACUCUGCUAAUAUAGGUAUUUUAGAAUGUGAAUUGAAGAAUGGAUCCCAAAAACUUCAGAAAGAGGAUAGC